AUGCCUGGCAAACCAGACUACAAAGUUGCUGAUAUCUCAUUGGCAGAAUGGGGAAGAAAAGAGAUAACAAUGGCAGAAAAUGAAAUGCCGGGAUUGAUGGCAUUACGUAAAAAAUACGGGUCAAAGAAAAUAUUGAAAGGAGCAAGAAUAGCUGGUUGCUUGCAUAUGACUGUACAAACAGCAGUUCUCAUUGAAACUCUGGUUGAACUAGGGGCAGAGGUACAAUGGUCAUCAUGCAACAUUUUCAGUACUCAAGACCAUGCUGCUGCGGCGAUUGCUAAAACCGGAGUGCCAGUUUACGCCUGGAAAGGUGAAACUGAAGAAGAAUACACCUGGUGCAUUGAACAAACUCUUGUUUUCAAAAAUGGAGAACCACUUAAUUUGAUACUUGACGAUGGUGGUGAUCUUACAAAUCUUGUUCACGACAAAUAUCCUCAGUAUUUAGAAAAUUGCCGGGGAGUAUCUGAAGAAACAACUACUGGAGUUCACAAUCUUUAUAAAAUGGUUAAGAACGGUACUUUAAAAGUACCAGCAAUUAAUGUUAAUGAUUCUGUUACAAAGAGCAAAUUUGACAAUCUUUAUGGAUGUCGUGAGUCAUUGAUCGAUGGAAUAAAACGCGCAACAGACGUAAUGAUUGCUGGAAAAGUUUGUAUUGUUGCUGGAUAUGGUGACGUAGGUAAAGGAUGUGCUCAGAGUCUUCGUGCUCUUGGUGGUCGCGUUAUCAUUACUGAAAUAGACCCGAUUAACGCCCUGCAAGCGGCUAUGGAAGGCUACGAAGUAACAACUAUGGAAGAGGCUGCUCCAAAAGGACAAAUUUUUGUAACCACAACUGGUUGUAAAGAUAUCAUUGGAGGUCAUCACUUUGAAGUCAUGCGAGAUGAUGCCAUUGUCUGUAAUAUUGGACACUUUGACUGUGAAAUCCAAGUUUCAUGGUUAGACAAGAAUGCUAAGGAAAAAAUAAAUAUCAAACCUCAAGUUGAUAGAUACACUCUGAGCAACGGAAGACAUGUUAUUGUUUUGGCUGAAGGACGUCUUGUUAAUUUAGGAUGCGCCACCGGACAUUCUAGUUUUGUGAUGAGUACUUCGUUCACUAAUCAAGUUCUUGCGCAAAUUGAACUGUGGACUAAAUUUGAUUCCUACAACAUUGAUGUUCAUAUGCUUCCUAAAAAGUUGGAUGAGGAAGUUGCUGCAUUACAUCUUGAUCAUCUUGGUGUUAAAUUAACUAAAUUGACUCCUGAUCAAGCUAAAUACUUAGACAUCCCAGUCAAUGGACCAUUCAAGCCUGAUCAUUACAGAUACUAA
This is a messenger RNA of Cotesia congregata, 1302 nucleotides long. NCBI's taxonomy places the organism in Eukaryota, Metazoa, Arthropoda, Insecta, Hymenoptera, Braconidae. The record is from the annotation of a GenBank genome assembly.